AAAGUUUAUUGAUUCUAGCCAGAUGUCUAGCAAGGAGGAUGACUCCACUCCAACAGGAAUGAACAGGACAGAUGUUCAAUGGUCUAAUACCUCCAAAAUUCAUUCCUCAAUGUGAAGAUUGCAGCAAGAUUACUCCCAUAACUAUGACGAGGAUCCUUAUAACUCCAACACCAAAUUCCAAGUUGCAAAGAAAGUAAUCAGAGACCAAAAAUUUGCCAUCGAUGAAGGAAGAGAAAACGAAGAUGCAAUGAAAAUAGAAAGACUCGCCAAUGGCUAUGGAGCUAAAAGACCAUACAUCAAGCAAUCUACAGGAACUGUUUUUAGUGAUGCUUCAGGCUCAAAUGAUGGAAAGAAUAAAACAGAAGAGCCUGCUUUAACUUUGAGACGGAACUCUGAUCACAAUAAAAUAAGACCGAAAAGUGCUCUAUCUGAGACAAGCCAGAAAAGUCAAGACAUUGAAUAUCAAGAUCCAAAUGAAAGAGCAUUACAUAAAAUCAUUAGCAAUACUUUGAAGUAUUACCAGUUCAAUGAAAACUACAGCACAGAUGUCAUCAUGAGGCUCUAUGCAGAGCAUGACUUAAUCAAAUUUGCUGGACUUGCUACUAACGAUGCUAACCCCAGAUGUCUCAACUCCAUCAUCGACAUGGGCGAGUACCCAAUCGUGAAAGUGUUUAAUAAAUAAGCCCAUGGCUGACUACAAUGACAUCGAAAACAACAGUGCAAAGUCGGAAGAACAGAAAGGGUUCGGCAAGCUCAAAGAAAAGAAGAAGAAAUACUCAGACCUGACAUUCCUUCCUCCUCCACCAAACAAAUACCUUGAUGUGAUCACUUACUCGGAAUGUUCUCCGAGCUUCGAGAUCAGAGAAGAGCAAGUCAGCCAGGAAACACUGAACAUGACUGAAGCUGACCGAGAAGAGUUCAAUGUGACGAUAUCACAGAUCAACCAGAUAUUAAAACCUUUGAGGGGAAAAGUCGCAUUGUAUGACAGAUUCAUAUUAAUCUAUUUGAUCUUCGGCUUCUUUGUUGCUGGAGUUAUAGGUGUAAUACUUUGGAUGUUCCUACAUGUUGCAGUCUCAAUAUUUGUUGGUAUUCUAUAUUUUGUGAUUCUGGUUAUUUUAGUAUACAUGUCAAAGAAGAAGUCAUCUACUUUAAUUAAGAAAGCUCAUCUCUGACUUGCCCUGUACCUUCAUGUGGAGAACAAUCGAUACUACAAACACAAGAAGAUCAUAAUGCGGCCUGGCUAUAUGGCCAAGUGGAUCGAAGUGCUUUAUCUGGAGCCCCUCAUCAGAGAAGAAGGAGGUAAUUCUGCUAUACUCAAACGGCUCUGAGCUCAAUGCUAA
This is a messenger RNA of Moneuplotes crassus, 1340 nucleotides long. Lineage: Eukaryota; Ciliophora; Spirotrichea; Euplotida; Euplotidae. The record is from the annotation of a GenBank genome assembly.